Portunus trituberculatus (swimming crab) is the source of this 996-nucleotide messenger RNA. RefSeq names its product cuticle protein 16.8-like. The transcript has 3 exons. The record is from RefSeq and is a predicted model, not a curated record. The coding region runs from base 139 to 459 and encodes 106 amino acids. Lineage: Eukaryota; Metazoa; Arthropoda; Malacostraca; Decapoda; Portunidae.
CAGGGCAAGACUCCACGACCUCGUUUGUGCAGUAUAAAGGCGCCGUGGCAGCAGCUCGUAGUCACAUCACUCGCAGCCCUCACUCAGGCCUCUACCAGCUCCUCACCUGCCCAAACCCACACCACCACCACCACCGCCAUGAAGUGCACCGCUAUCCUCCUCCUGGCCCUCGCUGCCGUCGCCUUCGCCCGCCCUGACUCCAUCUUCGACUUCUCCGACGAGGACAUGCACCUUGACAUGGACAUUGAUGACUCCAACACCUACACUGGCUCCUACAGCUGGAAGUCCCCUGAAGGCAAGGAAUUCUUCGUCAAGUACAUUGCUGACAGGCACGGAUACCGCAUCGUCGAGUCCAACGCCGUGCCCGUCACUGCUAACGGUGUGCGCGCUGACGGUACCCAGGUCCCCUUCUCCUCCGAGGAAAACGACAGCUUCGAUGACUCCCACGACAGGGAUUAAGCGCGCGGUGAUCCUGGUCUUGACUGUCUGAGCGGCGGUGGACAAGGCAGUGAGGGUUCGAUAUCCACUAUCAAGUCAAAUUUGUGUUCUCUAUCAAGUGUCUCAAUGUUUUCUCGUAUAUUUCACUCGUUUCUCAUGUUUCUUCAGUCAUAGUUUAAUUUCUUUCGUGUUUUCCCUCUCUAUUCACUCACACAAACCAAUACACUAUUUAUUUAUUACACAAAAUAAUAUGCACACUAUUUAAAAACACACAAAACCACUUCUCUCACUCUCUUCCUCUCUCUCUUUCAUCUCUCCCUCUCUCCCCGCCGCCGCCGCCACGCCCUCCUCCAACACCCACCUGUCUACUCCUAUCGCCUUCCUCGCCUCCAUCGGGAAGCCUCGAGCCAGUGUUUGUCUGUCCAUCAGCCCUCUUUCUGGUAUUUGCUUGCCCUUCCCCCGGUGUGUACGUGUGUGAGUGUAUGAGUGUGCGAGUGUGUGUCCGUGUGUCUGUGUGUUUGUAUGUAUGAGAUCUCAGAAGUAAAGGUAUUGGCUGGA